Molecule: messenger RNA, 840 nt
Organism: Pneumocystis jirovecii RU7
Lineage: Eukaryota; Fungi; Ascomycota; Pneumocystomycetes; Pneumocystales; Pneumocystaceae
Exons: 6
Coding region: 1-840 (279 amino acids)
Source: RefSeq, a predicted model, not a curated record
AUGCCUCUUAAUAUUUUAAAACAUAAAAGUUGGAAUGUUUAUAAUAAAAGUAAUAUUGAGAGAGUUUGGCGAGAUGAAAUGCUUGCUAAAAAGAAAGAAGAAGAUAACGAAAUGCGUAUUCGCGAAGCUGAUGCAGAAAGGCGUUUAAAAAUACUAAGAGAACGGUCUGAAUUAAGAAAAGAUAGCAUGAAUGAGGACUGGAAAGAACGGAUACAAAAAGAUAUUUCGGAUAGCCAUUUUAUUUCUAAUGAAUAUGCAAAGAAUGCUGAUGUUGAUCAUUUAUCUUUAAAAAAUGAGAAAAAACGUAAGAAAGAUGAUACAAUAAUGUUAAAUAAAGAACUUAAAAAGAAAUGUGAGGUAUCUUUGGAUAACAAGCAUAUCAAUUUUUGGGAAGAUUUAGAAUCUGGAAAAGUUUCUAUGGAUUAUAAAAAUCUGGAAUAUGAAAAAGAAAAGGAAGAUAUUGAUAAAAAAUGGAAAGAUGUGAUUUGUAUGCGUUUGAAUAAUUCAGCAAAUGAAAUGUCUCCUUGGUAUUCACAUUCUAGUCUACAAUCAUCGACACAAAGACAUAAGGAUUUGCAGUCUAUUGAGAGAAAUUUGAAAAUUCAGAAUAGCAUUAAAGAUUUUAAUGAUCCUCUUACAGUUAUACAAACAUGUCUUAAACAGAAAAAAAAAAUAAAAGAACUUAAAUUUAAUAAAAAAGAAUCAUGUUAUUCAUCAAACCCUAGCCGAGCUUUUGAAAUGAAUGAAAGUUUAAGAAAGCAAAAAAAUUAUAAAGAUAUAAAUGAAGAUAGUAAAGCAUUGAGAGGUGUUUGGCUUUCUAAAGAGAAUAAGAAAAAAUAA